Messenger RNA from Akanthomyces muscarius, 465 nucleotides. RefSeq lists its product as uncharacterized. The transcript has a single exon. The coding region runs from base 1 to 465 and encodes 154 amino acids. Lineage: Eukaryota; Fungi; Ascomycota; Sordariomycetes; Hypocreales; Cordycipitaceae. The record is from RefSeq and is a predicted model, not a curated record.
AUGAAGGCUGCUGCUGUUCUGGCUGUUGCUCUAUCCGGCGUCGCAUUUGCGGCACCAGAAAUCUACGCGACCGACAAGAGCGAGCCAUUCAAGGAUUUGUCCAACCUCAAAUACAACAACGGCCUGCCCAUCGCAGAUGCUGCUGCGGAUAUCGAGCGCCGAGAGGCUUCGAAGCCAGUCAAGGAUAACCGGAAUCUCCACUACAACACCAACAACAAGAUGCCAAUUGCCAUGGCCAGCCCAGAGCGCCGUGGAACCAUAAUGAACCGUCGCGAGGCUUCGAAGCCUAUCAAAGACAACCGCAACCUGCACUACAACGCCGCCAACAAGAUGCCCAUCGCCAUGGCUUCGCCUGAGCGCCGCGAAGUUCCGGUCGAGCGUCGCGAGGCUUCGAAGCCUAUCAAAGACAACCGCAACUUGCACUACAAUGCCAACAACAAGAUGCCUAUUGCGGAAAGUGACUGA